AUGCCCAAGAACAGCCCCCCGAAGCACCGCCACGAUGGCACUUCGCCGCUGCCCUUGGGCAUGGACUGGAGCCGUCCUCCCAAGAAAUGGGAUGGGAGAAACACGGUAUGGCCUCACAAUUCUCACACCGGCUGGAGUUACUGUGUCAUGAUUCCUUCCUGGAUAGUUCAAACUGAUCCUGGAGCAUCCCAUGACAGCUUCUUGAAUCCUAUAGUUUUUUACAGGAUUCAUAUUGGUAUACAAUCUCCAGAAGGGGUCAGCACAAGUCAUGGAAUACUUAGAAGAUUCAGUGACUUCUUGCAGUUAUAUUCUGCUCUUAAGAAGGCAUUUCCGAAAAAGGAUAUUCCUCCAGCCCCACCGAAGCAUGCUCUUUUGAGAAUAAAUUCCAGUCGGAUUCUCUUAGAAGAGAGGAGGCAUGAUUUGGAGGAAUGGAUGGGAAAGCUACUUUCUGACAUUGACCUAUCUAGAAGUGCUCCUGUGGCAAAUUUUCUUGAUCUAGAAGCUGCUGCAAGGUCAUCAUUUAGGGAUGCAAAUCAUGAUCAUUUGGAAACUAGCUCUUCAAGUGAUGCUAUUGCCGUGGCCUCUUCAGUUCCACUCAGACCUAGCUCAAGUGUUUCUAUUGCUGAUGGUUCAAAAGUCAUAUCUAAGUCCCACUUUGUUGCUUCAGACAUUGGUAGUGAUGUAUAUGAAGCAUCAGACUCAGGAACUCCCAGGCAAGGGAAGGUCCAAAUUUCUGAAACUAGUCCAGAAGAUCUAGCAAUGACUUAUGAAAUAACUGCUCCAAGAGGGGCAGUUGCUAAUGGAAUCCUGGGAGAAUCAAUCCUGGAUCAGCCAGAAGAGUUUCUUAGAAGUAGGUUGCACCACAGAAGAGAGAACCUUGUUUCGGAGAGGGAUAGUUUCGAUGUGACUUCAAAGGAGACAUUUCUUUCCAGGGACAGACUAGAGUCAACUUCAGAACAGAAUCAUGAUAAGCUUUCUGGUCAUAGUCGAAAACUCUCUGCCGAAAGUAUUGGGAGUGACAUAAGUUCCAUUCGAGGCAGUGAAUUAUCAGUUCCUGGGAUGACUAAUUCGAUUUGGGAUGGCUCUAUUGAUCUUCCUAGUGGUUCUGAAGCUCAAAAUGCAGUUGAAGCUCUAUCUAGCUUGGAGACACAUGUUCUCAAUGAUGCACAAAUUGUCCUUCCAUUUGAUCAACGACAUAAAUUGAAUAGAGUUCUUGUCACCAUGAAAAGAAGAUUAGGGACAGUAAAAACAGAUAUGGAGGAUCUUAUAGCUCGACUGAAUCAAGAAAUGGCCGUGAAAGAAUACCUUACAACAAAGGUCAAGGAUUUAGAGGUGGAACUGGAAGUCACUAAGCAGAAAAGUAAAGAAAACUUGCAACAAGCCAUUUUAGUUGAAAGAGAAAGAGUGACACAAAUGCAAUGGGAUAUGGAUGAACAUCACCGGAAGUAUGCAGAGAUGGAGUCAAGGCUGAAGAUUGAGCAAAAUGAAAAAACUCGUGCAGAGUCAGAAAAAAUAACUGCCAGUGGUGAGAAAGAAUUAUUGCUGCGGGAGUUAGAUACUAAACAAGAAGAAUUAGAGAUCAUGCAGAAACGUCUAGAAGAAUUAGAAAUGAAGUCAAAAGCAGAUAUCAAAGUUCUUGUCAAAGAGGUGAAAUUUCUCAGGAGUUCUCAAGCGGAGCUGAGGGAAUUGCUAAAUCAGUCUCUCAAAGAAAAGACUGAAUUAGAGAGGGUUGCUCAUAAGGAAAAGCAAAGAUGGGCACAUGCAAAAUCAGCAAGGAAGAAGCUUCUUGAUGAAUGUAGGGUUCUUCGCAAUCGACUUCAAGAAUGCAGUGUUAAUUUUCUUUCAGAAUCAGAAGACAGGUUCAGUAUUAAUCCAUCAUCACUAUCUGAUGCUCUGGAUCUUCUGGCAACUUCAGAUAAUAGAAUUGGCCUUCUUCUUGCAGAGGCACAACUCCUUGCACGGUAUGAGGAACAGACCAUCUCAGAUGUGGAUGCAGCUCGAAGUAGUGAAUCCUCUGAAAAUCUAAUUGCUACAAAUGGCGAAAAUCCAAUUAAUGCAGAUGAUGAGAUAAGAAAAAUGCUGACAGAUAUAUUUAUAGAUAAUGCAAGACUGAGGAAACAAGUCAAUUCUGUUAUUCGUUGUGCUCUCAAUACAGUUGUUAAACCAGAGAAGGAAGAUAGCGAUGAAGUUCCCUCUAGAAGGACUGUUCUUAACCGGUUCUUAGAGAGGUAAUGAGGCUACCGUAAAUUCCAUUGAAUGCUUGUUUUAUGAUUCGGUUAUCCGCAUUCACAUUCUGCUGAGGGUUCUCUUGAGUGUUAACUCCAUGCAUUAUCCAUGCAAGGGCGAGUGGUCGUCUGCAUCCUGAGAACAAUAUCUUCAUUUUGCGCUGUUGUAAUUAUAUUUUUGUCUAUAGAAAAAAUAAAUUCAUGAGAAUGAUUUGGCUUCUCAAAUUGCUCAGCAUGGACUUGGUCUCCCUUAGUUUUUUCUAUGGGAGAGAAUGUAAUUCAAAGACAAAAGAAUCAAGAGUUACUGGACUGCCUCUGGCUAAAAUAUGGAAUAGAAAAGAGGGCUUUUUCAGAAGUUUUGGCGCCA
Messenger RNA from Elaeis guineensis (African oil palm), 2592 nucleotides. RefSeq names its product PX domain-containing protein EREL1. Gene Ontology annotation, biological process: protein transport. Gene Ontology annotation, molecular function: phosphatidylinositol binding. The record is from RefSeq and is a predicted model, not a curated record. NCBI's taxonomy places the organism in Eukaryota, Viridiplantae, Streptophyta, Magnoliopsida, Arecales, Arecaceae.